AUGGCUCCGAAUUAUUCUCAGCCCAGGGUGGACCCUGUAGAAAAAAGAUUCACGAGCUACGCCGUUGGAGAAAAUGAUACAGCCUCGUACCAAGUCCCGACUACACUUAGCAAGCAUUCCUACCCCGAGAUACGUACCAGCAACAUCUGGCGAGAGAACGAAGAGAACGAUUACUUUCCGACUUCUCAUCAUGAUCUCACCAGCAAAAACUCCCGCGCCUCACUCGCCUCGACAUCGAGACGGAGCUCAGCUGCUCCUAGCAUCUUUUCGACUGCUGGCUUGAGGAUUUCCACUGCCUCGACGGUAUACUCGCGGUACUCGGUUCGACAACACUCCCUGGACUCAGCGGACCCUAUGUCGUCUGCAACACCUUGGGGUUCUGAAAGAUGCGAUGACGGCUACAACACUGACGACUACCCACUUCGUUACUGUUGCACGUUUUGCGACGCCAUGUUUGCGUGUCCCGUACAGUGGAGGGACCAUGAACUCAAGGACCACGACCGACCUGAGGAGCACAUGUGCUCCAUUUGCAACGAUACUUUUCCAGAGGGGCCAUCUAUUGCAUUCCAUCGCCGAUAUGUCCACAGCCUCUCUUCUCCCCAAACGACUGAACACAUGGUCAAGCUACCAACAAGAGGAGCUUGGGGCUGUGGAUUCUGCGGUGCCUUUGCGGAAUCACGUCAUGACUAUCUCGAUCAUGUUGGCAGGCACUGUGAAGAGGGCAUGCAAAGAGUCCAUUGGCAGCACUCUUCUGUGAUUCGUGGCCUCCUGAAACAGCCAAAGAUCGCGGAAGCAUGGAACCGUCUGGUUUCGAAUCAAGAGCAGGAGCGAGGUACCAAGUUGCACUUUACGUGGGAUGAACAGGCGACCGGGCGACAAGCAACCACGGAGGUCGAUGCCUGCAACCCCUCUCGGCUGCAGGAUGUACUCGAGUUCUUCUCAAACAACUCUUCGGACCCCCAGAGCAUCGUGCAAAAUGUCUUUGACGUGGCUCAAAUAAGGACGGAACAGAAAGUCAGCAGUCAUGUCAAGGCAUACUACCCCACGUCACUACGCCCGUUAUCAGAGAGUCCAGACGACAUUGCCUUAUUUCUAGUUGACGGGAUGGGCCGCCUAACCGUCGGACCACCCCAGAUCGAUGAAGGUUAUCCGGACAAUCCUUUUCCGUGCGAUUCUUGUCUAAUCCCGGUGUCAUCGACCAGGGCGGUUUCCAUUGCAACGUUUCCUGAUCAAACCACUGCGGCAGAAUCACUGUUUGCCGGUUGGAAUCCAUACGCUCAUGCCCAACCCAAUUCAAGCCAGACUCGGGAAAAGGACAUCGCACCGCAUCGCACAAGCCAACCAAGCACUACGGAAAGCACUUCGCUUAUUGUGCCCAAGACCAAUGUAGUUUCACAAUUGAAGCCGAUUUCGACACCAUUGGGAAAAGGGCUACGCCGGAUAGAUAGCGAUAGGCAUCUUCAUGCUCUCAAACCUGGAGCUGUGGCCUUGCCCCGAGGAGAAGAUAUCGAACGUCCACGGACUGCUUUGGCCGCAGAUUACGCCGGAGUCGGAACAUCAGUAUCUGCAGAACAUGACGUAGAGGCUACUCAGCAGCCAUCCCUUUCAGACGCUCUGCUUGAACUUGAUCCAAGGAACAGCGUAGUUCGCAAGGACUGGCUGCUCGUUCCGAAAGGGAGCCGCUCUUCAGUUGGGUCACCGUCUGUCUCAAGUAUGCAUUCUGGCAACGCCAGGAACAGAUUAUUGACCCUCGAUGAUAGCACCAGUGAACGUGUCUCGGAGGACAGUUUAUCUGAUCCAGAUCUCUUCGCAGAACAUGACAUCAGUAACGAUAGCAGCAGAGCUUGGAGGAAAGCCUAUCAGCAGGCCAUCAACCUGGUGCUACAACGACUCUGGUCCCAGUAUAAUGAAAACUGGGAGGCAUUGAUCAGAUCAUGCGUCGGGAGUGUAGGGAGCAGUAACGCCGACAGGAUGGAUCCAUAUCGAGCUGGGAAGGCCACACCGUCUCGCCGAAGGCCGGGCGGAACCCUUCGACCCCCAAGUUCGCGGCGGACCCCCGACGACGAUGACGACGAAGAAGAUGAUGACGGUAGUCAACCGUCGCCCUAUCCCUCCAGGCCUGGGUCCGCAGCAUCGAAGAGAUUUGCUUGUCCGUUCCGUAAGCACAACCCGGAAAAAUACAACCGUGUGGACUAUGAUAUCUGCGCCAACAAGGACUGGCCGACCAUUCCAAGACUGAAGGAGCAUCUGUAUCGAAGACACUACAAGAUCCAUUGCCAACGGUGCAAGCAGACUUUCAGCGAUGCGAGACAGCUCACCAUUCACGAGAUGGCCCCAGAAGCCUGCGAACUCCUCGAUAUCAAGCCGCCUGGAGACAUUACCACAUCACAAGAACGACAGCUCAAGUCUAGGAAGCAUACACAUCGGCGCCAGAGCGACGAGGAGAAAUGGAGGGAGAUUUAUCGACUACUAUUCCCCAAUGAUAUUAUGCCGUCACCUUAUCCCGAAUACGCAGAAGAUUUCCAGCCUAUGGGCACCGAGUCUCGAAACGUUCUCGAAUUCCAACACUACCUGUUGACGGAAAUGCCCCGGCUUUUCACACAAGCGGCCUACGAAUACGCCGGACAACACAUACAAGAUCAAGUGCUGCUCCGGGUUGACGACGUCAACAAGAUCAUCGAAGAUACCCUGCAACAAGCCUACGACACGUGGACAUUACAAGGGCGUCUGCUGCCGCCGAACAUCAGCCCGUCCAUUUCGAUGCGUGAGUUCCCAGCGGCACCGGCUCCCCCGGCUGGGCAUCUGACCAGCAUGCCAUCGACUACCUGGUCCGAAACGCCUAUGCCGCCUCCCCCGUACAUGCAGGAACAGUCGGCGUCCUCUUUUCUGCCCAAUACCUCCGCUCCCGAGUAUGCACUUUUCCCUAUCGCAUCUGAUAUGGAGGCCAUGCUCACCCUCGACGACAUCGACAUACCUGUCUCCAAUCCAGCUGGGUCUGCGCCGAGCUACACGAGCAGCUACACGAAUAAUGAAUACAUGACGACAGGGCCUGACGUGCAGUAUACUGGCGCUGGCUUCUGUCCUUACAAUGGUAACCCGGGCGGGAAUCCGAAUUGGUUCUAA
Sordaria macrospora k-hell is the source of this 3123-nucleotide messenger RNA. RefSeq lists its product as uncharacterized. The record is from RefSeq and is a predicted model, not a curated record. Lineage: Eukaryota; Fungi; Ascomycota; Sordariomycetes; Sordariales; Sordariaceae.